CUUACAGUGAAAAUUUUUCUAAAAGAAGCCAAUGAACAAUUAGUCUCUGAUGCACUCGAAACAACUCUAAAUGAGAUGGGAAUUUGCUCCGUAGAGACGGUCAUAUUAUCUUUCAAACCAGUGUCUGAUGAAGAUGUCUACCUCAAUAGUUUGAAAAAACUCUGGAAGGUUCUGGAAUCUCUUGUUGGGAAAGGACUUGUCUAUACACUGGGUGUUUGCGACUUGAAUAUAAACCACUUACAAACCCUUUAUGAGUGGGCAGAGAUUAAGCCGAUCAUCAACCAGAUGAAUCUGGCCAAUUGUUGCGUCAUACCUCCUGAGAUGUCCCAGUAUGCCCAAAAUAAAGAAAUACAACUCCUCACUCACUCUGAUCCCGUCGAAAUUUUAUCUGACGAGGCUUUGCAGGAGCUGUUGGUCUCAAAAUUUGCCGUUCAGUGGGUCAGUAGGUACUCUGUCCUCAUCAAGUGCAGGGGCAUCAUCAAGUCAAAGGGAUUUGCCGUCAAGGCGAAAAACUCGAAAAAAUGA
This is a messenger RNA of Helobdella robusta, 525 nucleotides long. RefSeq lists its product as hypothetical. NCBI's taxonomy places the organism in Eukaryota, Metazoa, Annelida, Clitellata, Rhynchobdellida, Glossiphoniidae. Gene Ontology annotation, biological process: glutathione biosynthetic process. Gene Ontology annotation, cellular component: glutamate-cysteine ligase complex. Gene Ontology annotation, molecular function: enzyme regulator activity; glutamate-cysteine ligase catalytic subunit binding. The record is from RefSeq and is a predicted model, not a curated record. The annotation marks the transcript as partial. The transcript has 5 exons.